UCCCUGUUUGUCACGUUUUCCGCGUGUUGUCAGAGACAGUUCAAUCUAGCCUUAAAUUGGGAAUAUUGGAUUUAUUUACAAGCUUGAAAGAAUUGAUUAAUUUCAAAAACAAUAGUUUGAAUUGAAAUCAAGCAACAGAGCAACAAUUUACUAGAAGCGCCGUCAAAACAGAGCUCAAGCCGAAAAUAAACUCCGAGUGAGGAGAUCCGAUUAAACGGGCACCUGUUAGACAUUUCACUGAAUGGAAGACUGAGAUGUCGGGUCAAGGCAUGCGGAAGAAAAAGCCCCCAGGGCUGGUGAAGCUGAACCUGGCACCAGAACCCAAGCCAGCUGGGCCUCCCCGGGACCUAGACUCUAAGGCAACCAUUAAGAUAGAGGAUAAGACGUUUGAGGUGGAGGCCAAUGACCUGGAGUACAUGUGUACCCUGGGGCGCGGGGCGUACGGCGUUGUUGAGAAGGUUCGACACAGGCUCACAGACACAGUCAUGGCUGUCAAGCGAAUCACUGCAACGGUGAACUCUAUGGAGCAGAAGCGUCUGUUGAUGGAUCUAGACAUAUCGAUGAGGAGCGGCUCCUGUCGAUACACUGUCACCUUCUAUGGGGCACUCUUCAGGGAGGGCGAUGUCAUGAUCUGUAUGGAGGUGAUGGACGCGUCCCUCGACAAGUUCUACCAAACAGUUUUCAAGCAUGGACACACCAUCCCUGAGCAGAUUCUUGCAAAAGUCUCAUAUGCUGUAAUAAAAGCUUUGGAUUACCUGCACACAGAGCUGAAAGUGAUCCAUAGAGAUGUAAAACCCUCAAACAUUCUCAUUAAUAGGAAAGGACAAGUGAAAAUAUGUGACUUUGGUAUUAGUGGCUAUUUAGUGGACUCUGUAGCAAAAACCAUCGAAGCCGGAUGUAAGCCGUAUAUGGCGCCGGAGAGGAUAGAUCCCCAAAAUGGUCAACAGGGUUACGACAUCAAGUCCGAUGUGUGGAGUUUUGGGAUCACUAUGAUCGAGUUGGCCUCGGGAAAGUUCCCGUAUGCCGCAUCUCCGACCCCGUUUGAGCAGUUGAAACAGGUGGUUAAGGACCCACCUCCUACCCUACCACCGGGCAAGUUCACCCCAGAGUUUGACGACUUCAUAGCACGCUGUUUGAAAAAGUCUGUAGCAGAGCGAGCAAACUACAAUGAACUGUUAAAACACCCGUUUUUAGUAAAAGCAGAAAGUGAGGAAGUGGACAUGGCUGCAUAUGUUAGUGAAAUACUUGCCAAAGAAACGCCUAGCAGUGAUCAAGUGGCCCAGUGAUAGCUGGGGUACACCUGCCCGUGUAGAACUGAUAGGCUACGGGGAGAGUGAUCGGGUUUUUUAUCGAGUGCUAUAAGUGUGUCUGUGUUCAGACAGUGUGACCUGCAUCUGAUACACAAUCUUAGGUUGCAUAUUAUCAUACACACGUGCUGGUAACUGCAUGCUCAACAUUGACAAGGCUGGCUGUGUAUGGAACAACUGUCAGCAGAAACCAUUGGUAGUGUUAUUAAAACACCUGCCACAAUAUCAACACUCCUGCUGACAACACAAUCCUCAACCUCCCUUUACUUUAUUGAUAGUUGAACUAUGAUCCUGUUUUGGAACAACAGUUAAUGUAAUUAAUUUGUGUAAAAGGAUUUGCUAUUAGCCAAGGGGAUAAACAGAGUCAGUUUUAUUCAUAAAAGUUGCCGGUGUAAAGCAUCUUGCAUUUUACAUUAUAAAAUUUACUGUGUGUUUGUUAAGAUGGGUUAGAGUCUUUCAAUUUAAGGACAUACUGUUGUCGGUAUCUGUCGAGUGUUUGUUAUUUAGGGCUAUUCCAUUUAAACAUAUAACCGCAGGGGGUUAGGCACUUUUAAAUUAUGCCACCCCCCUACAGAAGCAAAUUUACCCUUAUGGGGUCCAAAUUAGUGAAAAAAGAGACCCACCUAUAUACUAUUCAAAUAAUUGCCUUCCCCUGGGGGUUACAUGUUUUACUUGAAUAGCCCUUAGGGAUGAUUGUUUGUAGUAUCAAUUUAGUACACAUUUUUGUUAUAUGCCUUAAACCGAACAGUAGUAUGUUUAUAUGACUUGGUCAAGGUUACAGGUUCUGUAGAACGUUUCGGCUUAAAACUGCGUUAUAUAUGGCUUGCAAAAAAUGUUAACCCGUCUCUAUAUCAUACAUGAUGUAAAAACUGUAUAUUGCUGUCUGGAAAGCAUUUUGUUAUAUACGUUCAAUGGCCAUUUUCUCAGAUAUUACAGGAAUUAGGGCACUUGCAAGUAUGCAGAAGCUUAUAGGUAUAACAUGUAGCUUAAUACAAGAUAUUCACUCUGUAGGAAGAAGAACCUUGCCACUAAGCUAUAUAUGUCUGAUGCUGACCAUGGUCUUAACUCACUCAGCCUUUUAAUAUGCAUGUAGAGUUUGUUUGGUCUUGUUUGUCCGGAAGACACGGACCUCAGCUUUCUGUUUGUCUGUGAUGGUAGAUCAUUUAUAGUUUGCUUAAUUAAAAUGAAUCCAAUUGCUGCUUCAAAAGCUUUGGAUUGCAAUAUGUGUAUGUAUAAUAUUUAUUUCACAUACAUAGCAUUUAUCAUAUUCAAUAAUAUUCCAGUAUCACUUUGCCAUUUGAAGGGCUCGCUAGAUCAUAUAAGAUUUUAGUUUUAAACUUGUUAUAUUUUUAUUUGUACAAAGCUGGUCUUGGGAUUUAAAUGCACUUCAUAAAUGUGUUUCUUGACUCCAUCAAAAGAAAUGUUCACAAAAGCGAAUUUGGUCAAAGUUUGCUGCAGUCAAUGAAUGAAUAAAUUGUAAAUAACGUACACGUAGUUUUACAUAACUUGAACAAUUAUUUCGCCAGCAACUAAUAAGGUUUUGCUGUUUCUAUAUGGGAAAACAUUUUUGAGUUUUAUUGACAGUCCAGUUCUAUUAAAUAAAUGAAAUACCCAGUGAAUGAAUGACAAUUUUCAUUGAUUUUAAUUUGUUUUUUAGUGUUUUAAGUGUAAUAAUUCAGAAUGACAUUUGAAUGCAUCGAGCAAUAUAAAAACAACAUUUUUACAUAUUAAACCUAGUUAUUUACAAGAAUUGCAUUUACACCAAAUGUUGACACUAUCUGUUUUCUUAAACGUGGCCAUGGUUAUUUAGUGUUGAAGAGUUUUGCUCGUUUUCUUUGACCUAAGACCGAAUAAUUUAUCUCAUAACACUUGGUAUCGAAUGUCAUGCAGUCUUAUUUUAAAGAAAUACUUUAUUGAAAUGCCAAUUGCCUAAGUCCAGAAUUCUUUCUUUUAUGAUGGUUUACUACAUGUUUUUGUUUAGGUACUUGAAAUGUUAAAUGCAAACUUGAGCAUGUUGUGGAAGAGUUCAUGCUUAAAGAAACAUUAGUGAAUAGUAGACAAGUGAAUACAACCCCACACCAUUGUGCGCUUAUAUACCCUCUGGCUCUAUAUACUUUCUUAAAAAAUUAUCUUUUAAUAACUGUGUACAUGUAUUUAAAUUUCUGCAUAUUUAUAGAUAUCAGCAAAACUGCAUGCCUGCUUCUAUCUCAUUUGUGAUGUUAGUUAUAAGAAUGAAUUUAGACUGAUGGACUGCUGCGCUAGUAAGUUGAUCUGUUAAUUAUGUACUGUAUUAACAAUUUCAUUUGAUUAAAUCGAGAGAGUAUUUACUUCAAUUGUGUCAUUAUGUGAAAGGUUAUAGAUUGCUUGAAUUAGUACCCAGAGUAUCCUGUCUACCUAUGACCUAUAAUGGAAACGAAUAUGUCCAUGUCAUCAUUACGUUGUUAUGUGCAUGUAAAUGAAAUAUUGUGUGCACUGUACAUAGUUCCAAACUGUAUAUAAAUUAUACAUAACACAUAAAUUAUAGAAAAUGAGUUUGGUUACUCUUUAUGACUCGACAUGUUAUUUUAGCAAAUAUUAUGCAUGUACAAACGAUCACCUCAAUGAAUUUUCUGUAAAGAAUAAAAAUAAAUCAUUUUAGAAUAAA
This is a messenger RNA of Mya arenaria, 3951 nucleotides long. Its product is annotated as dual specificity mitogen-activated protein kinase kinase 6-like. Lineage: Eukaryota; Metazoa; Mollusca; Bivalvia; Myida; Myidae. The coding region runs from base 255 to 1286 and encodes 343 amino acids. Gene Ontology annotation, biological process: stress-activated MAPK cascade; protein phosphorylation. The transcript has 9 exons. The record is from RefSeq and is a predicted model, not a curated record. Gene Ontology annotation, molecular function: ATP binding; MAP kinase kinase activity.